This is a messenger RNA of Mugil cephalus (flathead mullet), 4363 nucleotides long. It is a transcript of the gene srpk3, whose product is annotated as SRSF protein kinase 3. Gene Ontology annotation, molecular function: protein kinase activity; ATP binding. NCBI's taxonomy places the organism in Eukaryota, Metazoa, Chordata, Actinopteri, Mugiliformes, Mugilidae. The transcript has 17 exons. The record is from RefSeq and is a predicted model, not a curated record. Bases 423 to 2804 code for a protein of 793 amino acids. Gene Ontology annotation, biological process: spliceosomal complex assembly; regulation of mRNA processing; protein phosphorylation.
CUCCUCACUGCGCAUGCGCAAAUCCCGGUGUCUAGUGUCAAACUGUCAGCAGCUGUUCGGUCCAUGAACGUGUGGACGGAGACAGCGACUUAAACGCACCCAGAGAACCCGUUUGGACCGGGACACAACCGGGACCCGGGCGGCACUGACCCCCUGCAGAGACUGCACAGAAGGGACGCUGAUUUGCUACCGGAGCUAGCAGAGCUAACGGGGCUAACGGAGCUAACGGAGCUAACGGAGCUAACGGGACAGGCCGGCGGAUCGUGACCAGGGUUAGUCCGCGGAUGCUCGGACCUCUGUCUGGGUCUCAGCUCCCCUGUCUCUGGUGAACCGCCGCCGGCUAAAGGAGGCCGAAGAGCCGCCAGCCCGGCCGGGAUACACUCGGUUUUUUACCCGGUUCGGUUUGGGGAGCAGCAGCCGAGAUGUUGAUAGCAGCAGUAGGUGCAGGAAACGUAAACUCUGCCGGCACCGGGAAGAAACACAGACGGAGGGGCAAGAAAAACCGGAGGGUCCGAGCAGAUGAGAAGCAACCUGAUGAACUCUGUGACCUCCAGAGUCUGAACACUGACCCAACAGCCCCAAACAUUUGCCCCCAGUCUGACCGGUUGCCCCCCCAGAGUCCUGCAGAAACCAGCACAGCACCAGGAAACGCAACAACACAAGAUCCCGAUGACGCCCCCGAAGGAAAACCCCCCCACAUCACGGCCUUACCCACCACAACCACCACAACCAGCCCAUCGCCUCCUCCUGCCCCGCCCACCACCCCACCCAUUCUAGAUGCAAUAAAUACCCUUGUAGCACCCCCGGUGGCCCCUGAACCCCCCCGCCAAACCAUGUUUUUCUGCCAAACCCCUCCUGCCACAUCUCAGAAUCUGCCCCACUCCCCCGGCUACUCGCCACCAGCUGUUAACCAAAAUAUUACCCAGAAUUCCUCUAGGUCGCCUCAUAGGACUCUUGUCACGGCAAACGGCCGGAUACAACCCGUCACGUCUCCUCCCGCCUCCCCUCACAGCGCUCACCACAACCACUCCCCAGUCCCUGCCAAAGCCCCUCCCACCCCUCCACUAAGCCCCUCCCACCCCGACCACUUCCUCCUGACGUCGGUGACGUUCACGUCCUCUUCCCACCUCUACUCCCCUCUCUGCACAUCCUCCACUCCCUUCCUCCACCCCCUGGACCCUCUGCCUCCCCCCAUCAGCCUUCCUCCCCAGAUGUCGUCGGCCACACCUCAACUGAUCUCUCCGCCCCCUGCUCUGAGCCCGCCCCCUCCAGAGUUAAGCCCGCCCCCCGCUCAGCUGCUGGGCUCUGACGACGAGGAGCAGGAAGACCCGUCAGACUACUGCAAAGGGGGCUACUACCCGGUCCAGAUCGGGGACCUGUUUAAUGGGCGGUACCAUGUGGUCAGGAAGCUGGGCUGGGGCCACUUCUCCACCGUGUGGCUGUGCUGGGACCUGCAGAAGAAGCGCUUCGUGGCCCUGAAGGUGGUGAAGAGUGCUCCUCAUUACACCGAGACGGCUCUGGACGAGAUCAAGCUGCUCCGAUGUGUGAGGGACAGUGACCCGUCUGACCCCUACAGAGAAACCAUCGUCCAGCUCAUCGACGACUUCAAAAUCUCUGGAGUCAAUGGAGUUCAUGUCUGUAUGGUUCUGGAGGUUCUGGGGCAUCAGCUGUUGAAGUGGAUCAUCAAGUCCAACUACAUGGGCCUCCCUCUGGUCUGUGUGAAGACCAUCAUCCGACAGGUCCUGCAGGGUCUAGACUACCUCCACACCAAGUGUAAGAUCAUCCACACCGACAUCAAACCAGAGAACAUCUUACUGGACGUGGACGAGGUCUACAUCCGGAGGCUGGCGGCCGAGGCCACCGUCUGGCAGAGAGCCGGGGCCCCGCCCCCUUCUGGGUCAUCAGUUAGCACGGCUCCCAGGGACCUACAGGCUGGAAAGUUGUCUAAAAACAAGAAGAAGAAGCUGAAGAGGAAAGCGAAGCGUCAGCAGCGUCUGUUAGAGGAGAGGCUGGUGGAUAUCCAGAGGAUGGAGGAAGAGGACGUCCAGCCUGAAGACACCGACGCCACCGCCAAUAGGAAGGCCAGCCCAGAGUCCAGCUGCUCCUGGUUGGAGGACAGGUGUAAUGGCCACGCCCCCGGACGUUUCUCCAGCCCCGCCUCUGGCCUAUCAGGCUUCUCCAGCUCUGUGAUGUCCGCGACGUCUGAGUCGGCGCUGUCCACUCAGUCGGGAUGCUCGAGUGGACGAGAAGUGUUCAGCGCCUCAGACUUUGUCCUCAGUCCUCUGGAUCCUCAGAACGCCAGCAAGCUGAGAGUGAAGAUCGCUGAUCUAGGAAACGCAUGCUGGGUGCACAAACACUUCACAGAGGACAUUCAGACCAGACAGUACCGAGCUCUGGAGGUUCUGAUCGGAGCCGAGUACGGGACGCCGGCCGACAUCUGGAGCACGGCCUGCAUGGCGUUCGAGCUGGCCACAGGAGACUAUCUGUUUGAGCCCCACUCAGGAGAAGACUACACCAGAGACGAAGAUCACAUCGCUCACAUCAUCGAGCUGCUCGGACCCAUUCCUGUGCCCUUCGCUCUGUCUGGCCGCUACUCCAGGGAAUACUUCAACAGGAGAGGUGAGCUGCGUCACAUCUCCAGUCUGAAGCCGUGGGGUUUGUUCGAGGUUCUCCUGGAGAAGUACGAGUGGCCGCUGGACCAGGCCGCUCAGUUCAGCGACUUCCUGUCCACCAUGUUGGAUCUGCAGCCGGAUCGCAGAGCGACGGCGGCGCAGUGUCUGCAGCACGCAUGGCUGCACACAUGAACACGCACACGAACACACACGAACACGCACACGCACACGAACACACUGGUGUAACGUGGCUGCAGACAGAAACACAGUUGGUGUUUGAGGAGCGUUUGUUGAUUUCACAUCAUGUGGGAAACGAUCACCUGGACUGUGGGUUGCUAUAGCAACUGAUUGACUGGCUGUGCAGGUAAACAAGAGGAGGGGCUCCUUAAUAAACUGACAACUGUCUCAACCCGUGGAGACUAACGGACAAACAACCAAACCAGAGUAAAAAAAAAAGAAAAAACAAUGGCCUCCUCUCAUUGGUCAAAGCGAGGCUUAAACUUUGGGGAUAUGGCGCCAUCUUUGUUUGGAUCCAGCUCCAUCAUGGACUCAUAACAUAGACUGUAUAUAAAUAUGGACCAGCUCCUCUAAAGUGAAGCCAAAGCUAGUAGAGCUCCCCCUGGUGGCUGCAGUAUCGGUCAUUAGCUCCACCCCCUGCCUGUUAGUGGGCGGAACUUGGGUCAAACUGAAAACACUAAAAUACACAUUAAAUAAAUUUAUUCAGGAAGUUAAUAUGAUGCUUUUGAGUGUUCAAGUGACACGUUUCUGGAUAAAUUUUGUUUUACUUUGUUGGUUGAUGCUGUAGAAACAGGAUGUGACAUCACGGCGGUAAAGAGGUCCCAUGGGACCGUGAGUUGUAAAAACUUAUCUUUAAAAACUAGUCCAGUGUGGGCGGGGCAUCACUAUCAUGGCUCCGCCCUCUGUACUAAUCAGACUCUGGCUCCAAACUCACAAGAUGGCGCCGUCCGCAUCCCUGAAAAAAUAGUGUUGGUUUGACCAAUGAGAGGAAGUGGAGACACGUCGUCCGGAUUUAUAAACAGUCUAUGGUUUACACUGGUAAAUGCUAACAUAGCUAACUAGCUAAUGACUCACUGAGGUCGGUUAGUUUCAUUCAGUAACUUUCCCACAGUUCAUUCUAAUUAAAAAGUAAAAAAAAACACUUUCACGCAGAUGCUUAGUUACACGUUGUCGUGGCAACUGUCACAUCACCUUGACAUCACUUCCUGUUUCCAUAGCGUCCAAUAACUUGAACACACAUCAACAUUAACGAACUAAAACAUAUAUGAUGUGUAUUUUAGUCCCGCCCACUAACACAGAGGAGCCGUCAUCGGGUCCUUUAUGAUCUAUGAUCUUCUUCUCCUGCUAUGAACCAACUUUGUGGCGCUGGAGCCCCCGUGUGUUCAGACAGUAGAACUGCAGCUCCAGCUUCGUCUCCUCGUCUGUCGGGUUUUUCGUUUCCCUCUUGUUUGUGAACGACUGCGCUCAGACGUCCAAACUGUUCCGCUUCGUCUUUGCUCUCGUUUCUCUUCAAGUUUUUUUUUUUUCAUAGUUUUCUGCUGAAUUUUGUCCGUUCCUGUUGAUUUUUAUUUAAAUUUUUAACGGACGCUUCCUGCUGACGACUGGUCAGAGACUGAAGAACCUCCGACCGCUGUAUUAUUAGUGACAGUAUUGAGCUCUGUUGGUGAGACGACCUCUGACCUGUUCUCACCUCUUUCUAUGUUCAUAUAUAAUAAACGGUGCCUUGAAACGGC